GAAACGGAAAUUCCCAACGAACGCGAAAAUGGAGCCUAUAAAAAUCCUUUUCCCUAAAUUGGAACGAAACGUCAGUCGGUAAUCUCCGUUUCGAUUACCGAUAUUUCACAAUGGAGUCCGGUGGUCCGCCCACCCCUCCGCCGCUCCCGCCGCUGCCCACCGGCGCCAUCCUUCUCGGCAAAUAUCAGUUAGGUCGUUUUCUCGGCCGUGGAAGCUUCGCUAAGGUGUACCAGGCUCGUUCCCUCGCCGAUGACUCCAUCGUCGCCAUUAAAAUCAUCGACAAGAACAAAACCAUCGAUGCCGCCAUGGAGCCUUGCAUUAUCCGUGAGAUCGCCGCGAUGCGCCGCCUUCAGCACCAUCCAAACAUCCUCAAAAUCCACGAAGUCAUGGCGACAAAGACGAAGAUCUAUCUCGUCGUCGAUUACGCCUCCGGUGGUGAACUCUUCGCGAAACUCCUCCGCCGUGGUAGGUUAACGGAAUCCUCCGCCCGCCGCUACUUUCAACAACUCGUCUCUGCUCUGCAUUUCUGUCACCAAAACGCCGUCGCUCAUCGCGACAUCAAACCCCAAAAUCUCCUCCUCGACGAAUACGGUAACCUAAAGGUCUCCGACUUCGGUCUCUCAGCGUUACCAGAACAAAUCAAAGACGGAAUGCUCCACACAGCGUGCGGAACCCCUGCUUACGCAGCGCCAGAGGUAGUCACCAGGAGAGGCUACGACGGCGCAAAAGCCGACGCGUGGUCAUGCGGCGUUAUCCUCUUCGUCUUACUCUCCGGACACCUCCCAUUCACCGACAACAAUCUCGUCGCCAUGUACAGUAAAGUUUACCGCCGGGAGUAUCAAUUUCCCGAUUCGAUUUCUAAGCCGGCUCGGCAUUUGAUUUUCCAACUUCUGGAUCCAAAUCCGAACACGAGGAUGAGCAUCGAGGCGUUGAUGCAGCAUUCGUGGUACAAGAAAUCGGUGCGAUCGAAGCCCCAAAUCAGCAACAGAAGCUUGUUCGAAUCGUUGGGUAAUUACAAAUCUGAAUUGGGGGUUUCUGGAUUAAAUGCUUUUGAUAUAAUUUCAAUGUCAUCUGGUUUGGAUCUGUCGGGGCUGUUUGAGACAACGGAUGAUUGUAAGAAGAAGAGAUUCACGACGGCGGUGAGCGUGGAAAAGGUGGAGGAGAGAGUAACAGAGAUCGGUGGGGAAUUGGGGUACAGAGUGGAGAAAGGGAAGAGCGGAGCAAUUGGGUUAGGGAAAGGGAGGAUGAUUUUGGUGGUGGAGGUUUUGGAAAUCACCGCUAAUCUCUUAAUUGUUGAAGUCAAGGUAGCUGAAUCCAAAGCUGAGUUUGAGAGGAUGCAUUGGGGGGAUUUGAAAGCCAAGUUGCAGGACAUUGUUGUUUCUUGGCAUACCAAUGAGGAGGCCAUAUGAUUCACAAGCUAGGCUUCUUUUCGGGUGCGGGUGCUCGGAAGGUAGUCGAGCCGGGGCCGGGCCUCGGCUCGGGCUCCAUCUUGGCACUGGUCAGGGGUAUUGUUGAAGGUGUUUAUAUGCAAAUUGGACUUAGAAGAAAGAGCUUAAUUGAGGGGAUGUUUGUGGUGUAUUGUUAGAAAUGGUAUGGUGUUUAAUCUUGUGAAAGUUGAUUUCAGAAACUGAAAUGAACUGAGAAAGGAAAAAGAUUUCACCCAUGCUUCAUUAAUGGAAACAUUCAAUAACUAUU
Cucurbita moschata (crookneck pumpkin) is the source of this 1695-nucleotide messenger RNA. RefSeq names its product CBL-interacting serine/threonine-protein kinase 7-like. The record is from RefSeq and is a predicted model, not a curated record. Gene Ontology annotation, molecular function: ATP binding; protein kinase activity. Lineage: Eukaryota; Viridiplantae; Streptophyta; Magnoliopsida; Cucurbitales; Cucurbitaceae. The coding region runs from base 111 to 1409 and encodes 432 amino acids. The transcript has a single exon. Gene Ontology annotation, biological process: protein phosphorylation; signal transduction.